AUGAAUAACAGAUCUCCCACCAAAAUACGUCGUGCGCUUUCUGGCAAAAACGUGAAUCAGCGUCCCAGCUCUUUAUCUCCAAAAAAGUCUGGUAUUUUGCCAAGCUCGCGUGCUGGACGGGCAAGUCCCACACGAAAACGGGCAGAUCAGGUUGCGAACGCAGGAAGUUGGCAGUUUUUCGAAGAGUCCGAAGAAAACCAGGAAUUGACAAGAUUGAGGCAACAAAAACUACGAGAGAAUAAGUUUAAGUCACCCGUUCUUGACCCAGAAAAUGAUACACAGAUUAUGACACAUUCCAAGUCACAGGCGGAAGGUGCCCCUGUGAGAGAGCCGAUGGCAGAUUUGGACGUGGAGGACCACGCUGGUACGUGGGAGUUCUACGUUGGUGAGAACAACGACUCUUCCAAAUCUCCCUCAAGAUCACCAUCGAAAAGCUCGCCAGCGAGACUUUCAUCGAGAUUCAGCUCAUCUCCCUUGAAAUAG
Lachancea meyersii CBS 8951 is the source of this 483-nucleotide messenger RNA. The record is from the annotation of a GenBank genome assembly. Lineage: Eukaryota; Fungi; Ascomycota; Saccharomycetes; Saccharomycetales; Saccharomycetaceae.